Messenger RNA from Strongylocentrotus purpuratus (purple sea urchin), 4661 nucleotides. Its product is annotated as solute carrier family 28 member 3. Gene Ontology annotation, cellular component: membrane. Gene Ontology annotation, biological process: nucleoside transmembrane transport. Lineage: Eukaryota; Metazoa; Echinodermata; Echinoidea; Camarodonta; Strongylocentrotidae. Gene Ontology annotation, molecular function: nucleoside:sodium symporter activity. The coding region runs from base 325 to 2187 and encodes 620 amino acids. The transcript has 11 exons. The record is from RefSeq and is a predicted model, not a curated record.
UCAGUUACCACUCCGGCUCUAUAAACCCCAGCGCAAGCAGCUUUUCAUGGCCUGUACGUGACUACGCCAUAGGGAUAUACAAUUUGCCAAAGUUUGAGAGUUUACCAAGUCUCGCUCAGCAGGUCCUGAGACUGAGAGAAAAAGAGAGAGGGAGGGAGGGAGAGGGAAAAAGAGGAAGAGAAAGAGAUUGAGAGAAUAGAAUGGACUACAUGCUGUUGCCUGGUGAAUGACAGGAAUUGGAGAAGGAAAACUUCGGGUCAUAGAAAAAGCGAAGUUUGUGAGCUUUGCAUAUAUACCUGUGGAGUGAGUAAAAACAGCUGAGCAAUGACGGACAACCUUAAUCACAGUGGAGAGAUAUUGAAAGGAGUCCAGGAAACAAGCAUAGAGCUGGGGAGUUUGCAACCCGCUGAGGUGACCAAGGAUGGUAUACCUGCCUCCCCCACCAACACACAUACACUCACACUCACCAACGAUGAGGAGGCUGAGAAGGAUGAGCUUCCUUACAAGGCCAACUGCUGCACGGACAUGGUUGAACAGGUCGAAGAGCAUGUUAUCCAUUUCUACCAUGACAACCACAACACCAUCCACUGGAGCUGCUACGGUUUCUUCAGUCUCCUCUAUCUGGCCUACCUUAUCUUCAUCCUAGCCCAUGAUGCGUACGGUGCCAUGCCUCUCUUCAUCAUCACCACCCUCCUCAUCCUCAUCAUGGCCUGGCGAUGGCUAUGGAACCGCUUCUCGGGGGGGAUGCAUACCUUCCUGGUCAGCCUCUUGCAGACGAUGCCACGGAUAUUGAAGAUGGUGUUAAAAGGGAUGGUGUAUAUUUCGGUUACCCUGAUGCUGAUCAUAUUGGCUGGCGUGACAGGGGUCUUUAAAUCCUUAGCUCUCGAGCCUGAGCGUCUCAUCUCUGUCCUUGGAAUCUUCUUCAUGCUCUUCUGUAGUUUUCUUCUCUCUAAAUUCCCAGCAAGAAUAAAAUGGAAGACGGUGUUUUGGGGCAUCUACCUCCAACUCUUUCUUGGAAUUCUCAUCCUACGGACACACCCUGGUUUCGUAGCCUUUAACUGGUUGGGUAAAAACGUGGAGAUAUUCCUCAACUAUACAACGGCUGGUGCAGAGUUUGUGUUUGGCCCCGCCCCGCUCGAACUCCACUCUUUUCUCUUUGUAGCUCUUCCUGUAAUUAUCUUCACCAGCUCUGUGUGUGGGUUGCUGUACUACAUGGGCGUGAUGCAGGUUAUCAUAAAGGCUCUGGCCUUUAUCAUGCAUUUUACCAUGGGCACCUCAGGAGCCGAGUCUUUUGCAGCUGCGUCAAACAUCUUUGUGGGAAUGACCACAGCACCCCUGGCCAUCAAACCCUAUCUGAAUGACAUGACAAACUCUGAGCUCUUCUCCAUGAUGACCGGAGGAUUCGCCACCAUCGCUGGUAACAUGCUGGCAGUCUACAUCAGCUUCGGGAUCAACGCAGCCCAUCUCCUCUCCGCAUCCAUCAUCUCGGCUCCAGCAGCGCUGGCCAUCGCCAAGAUGGUCUACCCUGAGACGAGAAGACCCAAAACGGCUCGAGUGUUCAACGUGGAGACAGAGAAAGUCCCUGAGAGAAACUGUUUGGAGGCAUUCUUCAAUGGAGCUGCUGAUGGCCUGAAAAUCUGUGCCUACAUCAUCUGCAAUAUCCUGGCCGUUAUUUCCUUCUUGGCUUUCCUCAAUGCUGUCCUCAAAUGGCUAGGAAACAUGGCCGGUGUAGAGAACUUUAGCUUUCAGCUGAUCUGUCGGUACCUAUUCUUCCCGUUGGCAUGGAUCCUGGGAACAACGCCUUCAGAAUGUGGCAUGGUGGCAGAACUACUUGGGAUCAAGACCUUUCUCAAUGAGUUCAUAGCGUACAAGGAUCUUGCUACUUAUAUUGAAAAGGGUGAAGUCAGUCCUAGGACUCAGGUGAUAGCGACCUAUGCACUGUGUGGUUUCACAAACCUGGGUAGCCUUGGUAUCAUGUUAGGUGCAAUGGUACCGCUCAUCCCUCAUAGGGUAGCAGACAUCUCUCAGAUGGUUGUCAGAGCACUCAUCGCUGGCAGCUUAGCAUGUUUGCUUACUUCAUGUGUUGCAGGGCUUUUGUACGACCCCAACAGAUCGUUUUUUGAUGGCCCGAGCUCGUCUCUCACAACGUUAAUGCCCAACAUAACUGCGAUAAGUCCAGACAGCUAGAGAUUAAACAUCUGUAAUAAAUUCUAAAAUCCUGCCAUGUUUUAUUUGUUUUCUUGUUUCUAACGGUAGAAAUACUCUUGCCAGAGUGUGCAUUGAUGUGUUUAUGUAGAUACUUGUCAUUCUAACUGUUUAUCUUCUGGAUGAUUGUAUAGUGUGUUAUACAAUAGGCCUGUCUUCAUCAGCUCGAGAUUGCCAAAUAUCCAGCUAUUUGAAAUAUCUCGAUCGCAAAUUAUCCAGCUAAUUUGUGUCUUCAUCAGUCCGAAGUUGCAAUUAGUGGGAUAUUCAUGAGAUAGUCAUCCCAACAUAUAUCUUGGGCUAGUUUGCAAAAUAUCCCGCUAUUUGUCCAGUGCGUCUUCACCAGCCCGAAGACUUGCACUAUGCGUGAAAGCUGAGCAAAAUAUCUCAAGCUAAUUUCUCUAGCUCGAGUUUCAAGUUUCAAUGUCAAAUCUCGAGCUGAUAAAGACGCGAUUUAUAACUUCUGGAUUAUUUCCCAAAUCAGAAAUAGCAGGCUAUUUGGCAUUCUCAAGAUGAUGAGGACAGACCUAAUGUAACAUGUGAAGGACUUACUAGAUGUGGUGGUGAAAGUAUCUUUUCAAAUUUUGAAUUAUCAAAAAUGUAGUAAACGGGAACAAUUGUACAUUAUCAUGUUUUGGAAUCUUCGAAAUGAGAAUAAAUUGCCUGAAAAUUUUGCGGGAAAUUACAAAGAAUGAAAAGCAGAUGAUGCAUAUAUAAGUAUGUGAUAAUGUGGCAUCAGAAUUCAUUCCAAAGCUGUAAAAUCCUCUUAAUCAAAUUUUAAAUAUGCAAGCUUCUUAAGGUAUUCCUUUUUGUGGAACAUGACUCUUUGAUAUUGUGUCAUUACAAAAACGAGGAAAACACCUCUUAUAUAAUGUUUUACCAUUACCUGAACUCCACCUCAUCCUUAUGCAACUUACUGUUGGUAUGGAAUAUAAAAGACAUGUUCCAUUUGUUUUAAAUGUCUCCUCAUACCUCAGUUAUUCCUACUUUAUGAAUGUAUUUGUUGUAUAUUUUAACGCUAUAUUAUUAUUAUUAUUAUUAGCAUACUACGACUUAUUUAUAUCAUUGUACUAUUAUUAUUUCUGAAUUGUAUAACAAAGGAGAAUCGGUGUUGGUGAAACUUUAUUUAGUUUUCAACUUGUCAAUUGGUUUCAUGGUUCUGUAAAAUGCAUCCAUUUGAAUCUUGAAAAGAUCAGAAAAUGAAUAAGGUACAAGUCUGUAGUAAAGUUCGGAUCCAAUUAUUGACUGCUGGUUAGAAAGAUAUUUGAAUAUUUAAUAUUCUGAUUUUUGAAUUUCAUGUUCAUGAACUGAUUACUGUAGGUUGUUUUUGUCUAUAUAGGAAUGGUUUCGAUGUCGCUAAUGAUUCAAUUUUUAAUUUCAAUCACGAACCUAGUCGGAGGAUAAUUAUUAGACAUUUAUUUUUAAAAGAAAAUUAUCCAGAAAGACCAGAAUUGAUGUGAUUGCUGCCAGAAAAUGUAGAUUAAUGUGUAUUUUACCAAUACUGCAGUAGUAUUUUUUGGUGACACUGCUGUUGUACUAGAAAUGACAAACUCCAUACACAAGGUGAGUAAAGCCUGUCUAAAAAAUGGAUCAAUGAAUAUUUCCUAAAAGUUAAGUAUUAUUCAGUUGUAUUUUCAGGAUUAGCAAAACAAUGACGUAAAUGUGUGGUACAAUUCAGAAUUAUACUUGUGAAUGGUAAGAGUUUGUGUGUUUCUUCACUUUCUUGUCAGUAUUUCCUAAUAGUAUGGUAGACAUAAGUCAGAGAAAAUAUAUGAAUAUGUACAUUGAAUAGAAUAACAUUAUAUUAAUGUAUAUUUUGUAAAUAAUGCACUGGAUAUUGAUUUUUACUCUUACUGUUAAUGUUUUUUGAAUAUUUAAAUGUAUUGUUUAAUGUGUCAAUAUAGAUUUGAUUAUAACAUUGAAUAUUUGUUUCAUGUUGUUACAAAUGUAGACGUAUGACAGGCUACGUCAUUAACAUUUACAUUUUAUAACCAUGUGUAUCAAAGUGUGUGUCUGAUGCACAAAAAUUAGAUAGAUGUGGAAAAUAUAGUGUUAAAAGUAGUCAUGAUGAUUUGUAAUAAAUGUUUCAUGUAAUUCAUUAUUUUGUAAAUGGUUGAUUAAGAGAUGUUUGAUAAACCAAUCUGAAUGAAUUCCUUUUCCUCCUUGUUACACCUUCACAAACAUGACACACUUAACAAAAAUAAAGUUGGGUAAAAAAAAUGCCCCUAGGAAAGACAUUAUGUGUGGGCAGCUUCUUCCUAACUAGACUAAAUAUUAUCUAGAACAUUUCAAAUCAUGCCUCAAACGCGUACCUGUUUCAAUAAAUAUGCAAAUAUUGACUUUGUAGGAGGAGACUUUGAAUGUUUUUUUUUAACAAAAAUAUAGCAAUCUAUAAAUGCUAUGAGUCAUCACCAUUCUGUACCGAAAGUAAAUAAAUAUUGGACCAUUUAAUACUCAUG